Molecule: messenger RNA, 1917 nt
Organism: Condylostylus longicornis
Lineage: Eukaryota; Metazoa; Arthropoda; Insecta; Diptera; Dolichopodidae
Gene: bves
Product: popeye domain-containing 2
Exons: 7
Coding region: 86-664 (192 amino acids)
Cellular component (GO): sarcolemma
Molecular function (GO): cAMP binding
Source: RefSeq, a predicted model, not a curated record
CUCAAAAAUGUAUGUGUAGGUUUAUGAGUCACUUUUCAAACCACUUAGAGUAUCAAGGCAUCAAUUUAAAAAAGUGCUAAAUUGUAUGAAAUUAAUACGAUCACUUAAAUAUCAAGAGGUAUACGCCCAAGAGAAGGUUACCAAAGUUGAUAGUUUGUCAUUAGUAUUAUCUGGAAAAUUAGUUGUAUCACAAAAUCAAAGAGCGCUGCAUAUAGUUUUUCCUCAUCAGUUCCUAGAUUCACCCGAAUGGUUUGGUGUCUCUACAGAUGAUUAUUUUCAGGUGUCAAUUAUGGCAAUGGAAGAAUCUCGUGUUUUAAUUUGGCAUCGAGAUAAACUAAAAUUAUCAAUAAUGACUGAACCAUUUUUACAAGCUGUAUUCGAUCAUAUAUUGGGUAGAGAUGUUGUAAAGAAAUUAAUGCAAGUUACACAGGUCAGUGAAACAAUGGCAAGUAAUGGUUUCUUACCAUCUGGUAACUAUGGUGAUGAUUCUGAGGAUAAACCUAUGUUAUGUAUAAAGAAAAAUGAAGGUCAUGGUUUAACAGCACUAAUUAAUCGACAACUACAAGCCCUUCCUAGGAUAUCAAAAUAUUAUUAUGUCGCUGGCGAUCCAAAUGCAUGGCGUCUUGGACGAAUAGAAGAAACUGAUCAUGAAACGGCUGUUUGAAAAUCACUGCAAUUUAUAUCAUCACCAUCACCAUCAUCAUCAACAUCUUUAUUAAUACCAUCAUCAUCAUUAUCUACAAUAUCGCCAUCACCAUCGUCUUCAACAACAACAACAUCAACAACAUCUUUAUCAACAUUAGAAGAGUCAAAUGUAACAAUUUUAACAACAACAGCUGCAACAACAAAAUCAACUUCAAAACAUUUUACUCACAUUAUUAAAACGACUUAUAAUCAUAGAAAUUAUGUAUAUUAUGUAUAAAAUAAUAAAAAAAAUUAAUUAAAAAAAAAACAAAAAUCAUAAGCUUAAAAACAAUAAAUUAUAUUAAAAAAAAAAAUAGAAAAAAAAUUUGUAAUUAAAAUGUGAAUACAAAAAUUAAAAUAUAAAAGAUAUUGAAACAAAAUUAUUAAUCUUCAGAUUAUAAAAUUUAAAUUGUUCGGAGUAUUGUUCGGAAUUGAAAGGUAGUCAAAAUUACAAUGUUCUAACGGAGACUUUUAUUGAAAAAAUUAUUGAAAUUUUAUUCGAAAAUUUAAGUUUGUAUAAUUUUUUUCGAUUGUCAAAUUUACAACCUUUUUUAAAUAAACCAUUCUUAAUAAAAUUUUAAGAAAUAAAAUGAAAAUUUUAAUCUAUUAAAAUAUAUUUAUGCUCGUUGAUUUGCCAAAUUUUAGGAAUCUCACAAUAUACAUCCUGUAUCUAUUGCAAAAGCUUUUAUAGCCGAAUCUAUCAUUUGAAAAGAAGAAUACGUCUUUAAGCUAAGUUAAUCACACUGAAACACCUAAUGGAAUCGCAGGUAAAAAUUAAAUUAACAAAAACUACCAUGACUUUAUCAGAACUGAAAUAGAACAAAAACACAUUUCUCAUUCACAUUAUCACAAGAAAAAUACUUUAAGCUGAGGUAAACAAACUGAAGCAGCUAAGUGGACCGCCAUUAGAAAUAAAAUUAACAAGAAAUACCAUGACUUUGUCACAAUUGAAAUAGAACAAAAACACGAACCGGAAGUCUUAUUUAAAAUAACUAAUUUUAUUUUUUAUAUUUGAAACUUCACUCAACUUUAAUUUCAACUCAGCUUUACCAACUAUAAAAAACUUCCUUGUGUGUACAUUCAUUCAAAAAUAUUACAGGUUAUUAAACUUUGUUUUGUUCCAUUUGAAAACUGUAAUGUUGACUACUUUUUUGUUAAACGAAACAACACUGUAUUUGAUUCGAAAAAAUAAUAAAUUAAAAAAAUUAAAAAUUAACAUAAGAUUGAAAUCAG